Messenger RNA from Coprinopsis cinerea okayama7#130, 222 nucleotides. RefSeq lists its product as hypothetical. Lineage: Eukaryota; Fungi; Basidiomycota; Agaricomycetes; Agaricales; Psathyrellaceae. The transcript has 2 exons. The coding region runs from base 1 to 222 and encodes 73 amino acids. The record is from RefSeq and is a predicted model, not a curated record.
AUGCCAAGUGAGACUGUGUCAUCGUUGUCGGAGUCUGUAAAGAGAGGAGACUCGGAACGAGCACAUUUGGCAGGAGGAGGUGAUUCGAGACGAUCUUUGAGAGACUUCUUAACGGGAAGAUCCAGGGGUGGUAUCCAGUUGAAAAAUCCCAAAAAACACGGUAAUUACCGCGUUUUAAAGUUGCCAGUUGCCAUGCACUGCGGCGAAAUCGUCGCCCUCUAA